CAUGUGCGACCUCUAGGCUGGAGCCGGGCCUCAAGGCGGCACAGCCCCUCGUCUUUCUUCUGUUUGUGACGCGCUGAAUCGCGCUGGUUCGUUUCAGCCAAUCCGCCAGUGACGCGCGGUAGCACGCGUCCCUCCUUCAUAGAUCGCGCCUCCCUUUGAUCGGUGACGCCAGCCGCCGCCGAUACUCUCGCCAUCUUCCAUCUCGAGACGAGCGGCCCCCCGGCAGAGCAGGUCGCGGUUUCUCACUCCACGUCCGUAUGCAUCGUCGCCAGCGCCUCUCCCUCCUCUCACACUUGAUCCAAUCACCCUGCACGCGUGCGAGCUUUGCUUCGUACGCGCAUGGUCGCUUCGCUGAUGGCACCGCGCCGCGACGUUUCGAGCAGAGGCUAUAUUUCGCAUCGCACUCGGUGCUGUGAUGUUCCACCAUUCGCGGGCACGAUCCCAUAGGUUGGCCUUUCAUGUGUUAUGUUUCGAGGGCGUCACAAUCUUCCAUUGUGUGCCCAGCCUAUCCCGCUUGCCCAAAGUUUCGACAUGGUGAGACCACUCUGAUCAUGUCCACUCUAUCUUCAAUGAGAUGAAAUCACCUGGAAUCCUGCUGUUUGAACGUAUGCCUUGU
Heterobasidion irregulare TC 32-1 is the source of this 616-nucleotide messenger RNA. RefSeq lists its product as uncharacterized. Bases 258 to 416 code for a protein of 52 amino acids. The record is from RefSeq and is a predicted model, not a curated record. Lineage: Eukaryota; Fungi; Basidiomycota; Agaricomycetes; Russulales; Bondarzewiaceae. The transcript has a single exon.